ACCUUUUGAAUAUUAACUAUUUUGAUGUUCUGGGCAACCAAUGGACCAUCGGAAAAGGCCGGGCAUGCUAAUGUCAAAUUGACAGCUGCGGAAUUGGAAUUCAGCAACAGCAUUGAGCCAGCAGGAGGAAUGGGUUCGGUUCUGGCUACAAUGUUGCGCAGCUGUAACCUAACCCUUGCUGUCGCUACUUCACUUUAAACAUGAAUAUCAAAGACUGAAGUAACUUUGAAAUUAAAGAAUAUAUGCAGAACAUUUAGCCGUACUUGGAUACUAAAUAGGAAGGAACCGCUGAGAAACGAUCGAAGAAGAGUCAAAGAGCAAGGAGAACGAUGUACCGAGCGUUUUCUUUCCCAAUGACAGCGGAGCGCAGACGGAAUAAGGAGCGCAUUGAGGCGAGUUUGGCCGGUAUAUGUGAGUUGGAGCUGCUGAAACAGAGCCAGGAAUGCCUAGUGCUCAGCGCCCUCUCCAUCGGGGACUCUGUCCCAGGACGCCCGGCAUGGGGCAACCUCCAGCCGACCCGACCUUCUCCCGACACAGCCAACUGUGCGCUGGAGGACUUGAGUUAUAGGCGCCAGCCGAGCAGUCUACAGUGUAGUCCGUGGGGUCUGAUGGCAUCUCUGGAGCAGCAGGUUGGAGAGCUGAGGGUUAAUACAGCGGAUAACGCAGUGGAGCCCCCGACUGACGUGGUGGACAAUCGGCCCCGCUCAGGAUUCUAUGAGCUGAGUGAGCGCCUGUCUCCUAUGGGUCUGUCUGAUUCCUCUGGGUUUGGAGAGCUCUCCCCCAGCACUGCCCGAGCCAUCCGCAUGGUCUACGCCAACGACAGGCCCAAAUCAGCCGGGGAAUUCUUUGUGGCCAAUCGGGACAGACAGCCAGAUUCCGGGUCCCGCCCCACAGUCCCCCGCUCGUUCUCAGCCCCCUACCCCUCCCUGGAGGGCAUCGCCGAAGGGGCUAGCGAAGGGGAGGGGGAAGACGAGGCCUGGCCCUGGGACACCAGCGAGGGGCCAGGAGGAGUGCUGGAGCAGGGAGGAGAUACGGUGGAGGGGGAGCCCACAGAGGAGGACUACCGUCAGGCCCAGCGUGUGGAGACUUACAUCCUAGGUUUGAUCCAGCGCCGUGCUCUGCCCCUCCGGCCCUGCAAGCCCCGCACCAGCCUGGGUCUGCACGAGGCCCGAACCGCCAUCACCGUGGCCCGCCAAAGCAGCGUUUGCCGCAAGGAACCCGAUCCUCCGCCAGCCACUGACUCCAUCUCUGACAAUCACCCCCACUCCAAUCCCCACCACGCCACUGCUGCGGUUUCCCCCAGCAGUUACGAGCGUCCCCCUCCACCCUGGGCCUGCCGCAGCCUGGACCAGGAGCCUUAUGCAGUCAUGGCCCUGCUCCCUGACCCCCCUCACCACCACCACCAACACCCCCACCCCCACCCUCACUACCCCCAAUCCAGGCAGCCCCCCCUGGCCAACACCUGCUCUGCCUCCCUGGACUACCCCUGUGGUGAAGCUCCAUCCCAGGACCCUAGCAGCAGCGAGCCCGACUCACCCCAGCACUUCCACAAUGGCUACCCGGCACUGCCCCCAUCGCGCUUGCCUCCCCCGCCUGACGAGCAGUUGGUCAACGCCCAGUAUAUCCCUGCCCAACCCUUCCGGUCCACCACCGCCAGGGCCUCUGCACACUCCCACAAGGGGCCCAAACCCAGCCGGGGCACCUAUUAUCCAGAGAGAGGCUCCCAACAGCAGCCGGCCCCACAGCAGCUGCAGCAGGCCAAGUCUAGAGCCGCUGCCAAGAAGUGUCGCUUCAGCGAAGAGAGGGAGAGGGAAAGGGAGAAGGAGAGAGAGAAAGAAAGGAACAGGGAGAGAGAGAGGGACAGGGAGCGAGAGAUGGAGCGGCCGGGAGGCUCCAAGAAGCCAGGAAGACGGGCCUGCAGGUCCCAGUCAGAGAACAGCCUCAAUGGGCAGAGGGGGGUCCCUGAACGCAAGUACAACACGGUGGAGAGAGACGGGGGAGGUUCAGGGAGCAGCCGCGGGAGCCAGUCCAAGGGGAAGAGGCCCCAGCCGGGCAGUGCCGGCUACCGCCGCUGGCGCUCCACCCUGGAUCUCAGCCAGGACGAAGCCGAGCAGCCUCCACAGCCAACCCCAAUGCCCCCAGCCGACCAUGGCUCCAGGCGCAUCCGCAAACCCCGGCCCCCACCUUACACCUAUGUCAACCCCCUGCCCAAUCAUCAUCCCCACCACCCCAAUCUGGAGUACCUGGACCGGGAUCGUGCGUACCUGUGUCGGCCCGAGGUGGGCUACACGCACCCGGGGCAGGGUGAGUCUGAGUCGAGUCUGAGUGAAGCCGACACGCCAGCUUCCAGCUCGCUGUCCAGCGAUUCAGACGAAAGCGGGGGUCUGGUGUGGCCCCAGCAGCUGCCCCCUCAGCUCUCCUCCCCCCCGUUGCCCUCCGCCCCGGCUGGGGUCCCCCUGCAGCCCAAAGCCUUCAUCAAGAUCAAGGCCUCACAUGCGCUCAAAAAGAAGAUCCUGCGCUUCCGCACGGGCUCCCUCAAAAUCAUGACCACCGUUUAGAGCGCUACCCUGCACCCGUGUGGAGAAUCAACAGUGGGGAUUAAGACACUUUAGUGACACUCGCCAUACAUGGUUUCCUUUGAGGAGUAGCACUGUCAUUUUUGGAGAGCAGCGGAUAUAUAAGACAGCAAACAUAACUCAGUGCACUGCCUAACUGUACAUGCAUACAUCGAUUAUUUAGCUUUCAGUGCAGCCUUCACAGGCCUCAGAUCUGCCAACAACUCUCCUGAACACAGAGCUGAGCCUGAGCUCUAAACUCUGAUCUCUGAUCGGUGCAGCUUUCUGCUGUUGCCUGAGCCCAGCCAGUUGAGGUCUGAGAUAAUAUGAUUUGUGGCUUGAUUUGAUGCUAGUGGUCAUUUGAGUGGCUGAAGUGAACACAAAACAGAGAGUACUGUGAGCAUGAUAUGAGCCCUGUGAUGUAACCUCUGUGUCUCAGCAUCAACGUAUCUGUAGCCUAGGUUGCAUUCCAGGCUGACUACAUGGCAGACAUUGCAUUGCAUCAACCAAUGGAUACAUGCCAUGUCAUCAACUGCAUAACGCAGUCAGGCAUCAGAUUGCUAAAUCAUAACAUAUGGUUAGCUGAUAUGUUACACACCUACAGUAUCCAGGUGAGGUGUUGUGAGAUCCGGCACAUGUCUGCAAUGUAGCCUGGAAAGCGGCCCUCCUCUACACAUGUUCACCUGUGUGGCGUGGCGGACACACUUCUGUAUUUAUGAAUGUAGUCUGUAAAUAAAAUGAGCUGGGACCAUGGAACCUUUAGGGACCACAGCGGUCUUGUCUCUCGACCAUC
Molecule: messenger RNA, 3348 nt
Organism: Salvelinus sp. IW2-2015
Lineage: Eukaryota; Metazoa; Chordata; Actinopteri; Salmoniformes; Salmonidae
Product: dapper homolog 3-like
Biological process (GO): negative regulation of canonical Wnt signaling pathway
Cellular component (GO): cytoplasm
Source: RefSeq, a predicted model, not a curated record